CCUCUGGGCCAGGCCCCUUUCUCAUCCUUCUCCGCCUCUGAGGAGCCUUCUCGGGGGGCUUCCAUAACUGUCCCCAUUUCACAGAUGGGGAAGCUGCUCACCAUGACCUCACUGCACCUGUGCUCUUACUCACAAGGCUGCGUCUGGCCCGCCGAGCGUGGAGCCUCGCCCCUGCCCACCGAUUGUCUCCUGGCCUCACGCAGCCGGGCGGGGCAGGCGCGCGUACCCACCACCGAUGCAGCCCCAUCAGCCUGCCUUGUUCAGCGAUCCUGGGACCCUGGCUGCCUGACCUUGCUUCUCUGGGCUUAUGAGCUCGUCUCCAGGGUACCCCGGGGGUGAAUCCUGGUUCAGAGUGGGGCCCAGGUGUAGCAUCCAUAGCUGUUGGGGUGCCAUCAGCACCCUCCGUGCUGCCUGUGCCAAGGACCCAGCCAAACUCUUCAUGUGUGGUGUGUGUGCCUUCCCGGCAAGCCAGGUACUGGGACUGUUCACCUGCUUCAGGGAUGAGGAGACUGAGGCCUCUGGGGGUCCCCGCACUCUGAGGGGUUGGGACCUCACAUUCCCAGGUUUACUUUUGUGUGUGUGUGUGUGGGAGGGUGGUCUCAUCAACCCUUUGGGGAGAGGAGGCCCGGGGCUGAGCACCACGCUAGGUUCCCUUGGGCUUCACUUGCCACGGUGCCCUGCAGAUUCCCAGGCAGGAAAUCCAUGAAGUCCCAGGAGAUAUUGUGUGCACAGUCCCACCUGUGUACACACACACACACACACACUCCACCAGGGCUUCCCGGUUGAGCUCCUAGAACCAAGGGGCACGUGGGCUCUCAAGCCACCUAAAUUCACUGGCUCACCUCCUGCCCAAAUCCUCACCCCACAGCCUUUGGCGAGGCCUGUCAGCUGUACCCCACCAUUGUUUGGGAUUCUCACCUCUUCACUUCCACUGAGAUCACCCGGCCCAGGCUCCUCCUCAUACCCUGGGGUCCCCACCACUCAGCCUCCUCCCUGGUCUCCUGCCCCUCGCAUUCAUUCUUCAUCCAGCAGCCAGACUUUCUUUUCUUUUCUUUUUUUUUUUUGGCUGCAUUGCAUGGACCAGGGAUUGAACCUGUGCCCCCUGCAGUGGAAACAUGGAGUCUUAACCACUGGACCACCAGGGAAGUCCCCAGCAGCCAGAACUUCCUGAAGCACAAACCUGACCCUGUCCAUUCUCUGCUCAGAACCUACCAUGGCUCCCCAGUACCCUUGGGAGAAGAGCCCAGGCUGCUAACUGGUUGUAGCCCUGUGACUCCUCCAGGAAGCCCUUCCUGACCACCUCCUCUGGGACACCCUCCGCCCCCGCCAGCUCCCCGGGUUCCCACAUCCCAGCCCUGCCUGCUGUGGGUCAUCACUACCUGGGGACAGGUCUUUCUGCGCUGGACUGAGCCCUGUGAGGACAGAGCCAGAGCUGUCUUGGUCACUGCUGUGUCCGCAUCACAAGAGGAGUUGCUCUGGGAAGUCUGCGGAGUGCAUGGUUGCACAGUCCUGACUUUCACAGACACAGGCACGCAGCCAGAAGUGUGGACUUUGAUGAGGCCUGCAUUAGGACACCAGAGGAGAGACUAACAUACAAUCAGUCAACAAAUGCCCCCUGAGCCUCUCCCCUGGACAUUGCUCUGAGCUGGGGGAUUCUGUGUACUGAGCAGGGAUCAAGACAGCCCCAGGCCUGCCCUCAUGGGGCUCAGAGCCUGCAGAAAUCCUGAACACUGAGGAUUUCUGACGUAUCCUUUCAGCUAUUCACCCAACAAACAGUUGUAAGGACUGACAUUUCAAGGAGCAGAGGGGAAUCAGGUGGGCUCCUGGCCCUACACAUAGGAGCCACUUUUCAACACUUCGUAUCAUGAGCCAAGCUCUAGUUUAAGUGCUGCAUGUGGUUCACUUCCUUAAAUUUGAUAUUACCCAUCUCCACCAGUUCCCCAGCAGUCACUCCCCUCCAGCCUCCUUGCUGUUCCCUGAACAUGCCAUGCAUGUUCCCACCUGAGGGCCUUUGCCCUUGCUGUUCCCUGUGCCUUGAACACGUCCCCAGAUAUCCACAUGGAUCCUUCACCAUUCCAGCUGUCUGCUCAGAUGUCACCUUAGACCCUCCCCGAACUUCCUAACCCAAAUAUUACCCUCCAAACUCUAUCCAUGUAUCCUUCUUUGAUCUUCUGUAAUACUGCCAUCACUGUCAGACAUAUAUCUGCUUAUCUCUUUUCCAUCUCUCUCCCCCACUUGGAUUUCAGUUCCAUGAUGGCAGGGGCUUUUGUCCAUUGUGUUGCUUGCUGUGUCCCCAGCUUUUGGAACAGUGCCUGGUACUGUUACCCUGUGUGCAAUAACUCUGUAAGUCAGAUGUUCACAAGAGCAGGUGAGAAAACUGAAACCCAGAGAAAUUAAGUAAUUUGUCCAAAGUCUCACAAAGUAAUGUGACAUAAAGUGCUAGAACAGUGCCUAGUACAUGGAAGAGCUCUAUAGAAGUGUCAACUGUCAGUAUUUAAUCCUCACGACCAUCCUAUUAUUAGACCCAUUUUACAGAUGAGCAAACUGAGGCUCAGAGAUGAAGACAGUUGCCUGAGGUCUCCUAGUAAGUGGGAGACCUAGGAUUUGAGCCUAGGCAGCCUGAUUCUGGACCCCCAAAUCAUAGCCUCUCUGGCAAAGCCGUUGUCACAUGCAGACUACAACCUGUAGGCCAAAAUCAGCAUUUUCCAGUUUUUCUGGGGUUUUUUUGUUUUUUUUUUGGCAGCGCUGCACCACAUGCCCUUUGCAGAAAAAGUCUGCUCCAUAUUCUGCUUUGUACCAGUAGUUCUCCAACUUGAGCUUACACUGCAUCACCUGAAGGACUGAAGGUCACACCUUGAGAACUGCUGUAGACUGUCCUGCCUCCCAUGAGCAGAUGCCAGGGCUGGCUUGGUGAGUGCUGUGCCCUAGUACCCAGUGCAGGCUCUGAGCAGGUGCUCAAUAAGUGUAUGUCGACUGAAUCAGUGAGUCCACGUCGGCCAUGAAGAGAAGAUGUGGAACACUCAAAAUUUUCACACGGAGACAUAGGACAUCAUACCCUGGCUCUGUGGUCUGAGGGUGCCUGGCAUCCAAGUGGGGACCUCAUGUCAGCCAGUCAUUCUUAGGAAUAGGCUUAGAAAUGUGAUUUAACCAAAAGGCCCUUUGAGCUUUGGUCUCCUCUUCUCUGCAGUAAUCCCAAUGCUAUCACCUUCCUAUCACCACCUGAUGCUGGUGCAAGGUGUGAGGCAUCUGUGAGGCCCCCAGGUAAGCCCAGGGGUCAGGCACUCAGCUCAAUAAGUACCCUGGGGGGCUAUGCUGUUACCAUUCCCAGACUGAGUUACUGAACCUUUGAGCUGAAAGUGCUACGGGCUAUUAAGAAGCUUGAAGGAGCUGUGGGGAGGAAUAAAACAUCCAUCCAUUCAUUUGAUAACCAUUUGUUGGGCACCUACAGUUUUCCAAGUGCUGUUCUGGAUGCGCUGGGGAUACAGCAAAGAACAAAACAGACAAAUCAUAGAGCUGACAUCCUAGCUUUAAACAUUUAAGUAUCUUCAAUGAUGUACUCAGUUAAAGGAACUGAGGUGUAGAGAGACCAUGCAGGUUUCGAAAAGAUUAUCAUCAGUGGCAUAGUGGAGUCCUGGUAACCUCCUGAUCCCGAAGCUUCCCUUCCAGCCAGAAAAUAACAGGUCAAGUCCGGUUGGCAGACCUGGGAGGCAGCCCUCAGUUUCCUUACUUGCUCCAUGGGUAGCUUGUGAGUGGCCUCAAGCAGGACUCAGUUGUCUCGAAGAGAGCUAUGGGCAUCGUCGCCAGCCCCCUCCCGUGCGCCCAGCCUCCUCUUCCCGGCCGGCCCCGCCCCCGAGGCCACGUGACGCGUGGGGGUUUUCCCGUUCCCCUUGCGUGACGUAACGACGGGGUGCCGGCCAAUGAGCUCGCAGGCCGGCGGCGCCGGGGAAUUCCGCCGCCCCGCCCCCGCCCGCCGCCCUCCCGGCCCGGCCCGGCGCCCCCCGCAGCCCCGGGCGCCGCACGUCUAGCCCGGCUUGCGGCCCCAGCCCCUGCGCCGCUCUCCCGACCCGCGAUCGUCCGCCGGGCCGUGCCACCUGGCCACUUGGCCUGCCCGCGUGUGGUGUUUUGGUCUGGGCUGGCCUCCGGGACGUCAGUCCCCACUGGUUGGGCCAUGCCGAGUCGCCGCGUCGCCAGAUCGUCCGCUGCGCCGGAGCUGGGGGCCUUGGGGUCCGCUGACCUCUCCUCGCUCUCGCUCGCCGUUUCCAGGACCACGGAUGAAUUGGGUGAGUAUCACAGGGCAGUUUUUUGGGGGGAGGCUGAGGAGUCCAAGUGCUCACAGAGGGGGAUCUUGGCCUUCCUUGUUGGGGAGGAGGUCACAGUGUGACUUCUGGGACUGCUGGGGGAUUUUAACAAAGUCAUGUGCUCCCAGGUUACUUAGCAGCGUUUGACAGUGAAGAUUCAGCAUACGCCAGCUGUCUUUAGUAUUAGUUACUGUUACUAGAACUAUUGUUCAUUUUUUCAGUGAGUUGUAUUGAGCACCUGCUGUGUGCCAGGCACUGUUCUAGGUACCAGGGAUUCAGCCACAAACCGAAGUCCCUGCCCUCUUGGAGCUGAUACUCUAGUAGCAGAGACAGUAGGAAAAGGAAUAAAGAACAAAAUAAUGUUAGAUUAGGCUAAGGGUUAUGAAGGAAAGAAACAGGAAGAGGCCUGGGGAAAACACAUAAGAUCGGGCCUUUCUGAAGAGGUGAGCUGAGACCGGAAGGGUGAGAAGGAGCCGCAUGGGUUGAAUGAGAGGAAGCAGGGAACAGGCAGGUGGAGGAGCCAGUGCUAUACCCUGAAGAGGGCAGGGCUUGGUGGAUGCAAGCAACAGAAGAGACUGGAGCCUGAUGAGAGGGGGCAGCAGGAGGUGAGAAGCCCAGGACAGCGAGGGCCCAUCCACACAAGGCUCUGUGGCCAAGGUUAAGGGUGUGGGUCUUGCCUUUGUCUUGUUUUCCUGAGAUGAAUGGAGUUUGGGGAGAGUUUUAUAUGGGGAAGGUGUUGACUUUGACUCUUAGGGAGAUGGGAGCCACUGGAGGCUUCUGCAUGGACGGGGACAGGGUCUGACAUCGGAUCCCUCUGGCUGUGUGUGGCAGAUAGACUGGAAGAAGCGAGGUGGGGAAGAGGAGCAGUGGUUCAGAUGGAAAAUGAUGGAGGGUGGCCCAAGGAGGAGGCAGUGAGGGUGGGGAGAAGCGGUGGGGAUGUGAAUAUAUAUUUGAAGCAGAGGCAGGAGAAGUUCAUGGAUUGGACCUAGUGGAUGUGGGAUUGUGAGCAGCUGUCAGAGAUGGGCAUAGCUUGAGCACCCUGGAUGGUGGUGCUGCUUUCUGAGAUGGGAGCCGCUUGGGCAGAGCACCUGUUGUUCUUGUUAUUAAAUGGGGCAAGAUGGAGGCAGGGGUACCUGGGACUUGGUUCUACCUUGAUCCAGGUGAGAGGUGAUGAGGCAUGGAUUCAGGAGCUGUUUCAGAGGCAAGUGGACAUGAGGGUGCAGGAGAAGGAGAAGCCAGACGGACCCCCGGGGUUUCGGGCUUCAAGAACUGGGGGACGCGCUGGGGGUCUGUUUGCAAGAAGGAGGGCAGGGGCUUUUUUGUGUUUGGAGCUGGAGCCCCUGCCCUCCACUCACAAGAAAUACGUCUUGGAGAAAUGAACGGACGGGAAAAGGCGAGGGCGGCACAAGUCUGGAGGUGAAAAAAAAGCCUUUUCUUUAACCAUCAGCGUCAUCCCCAGGUUUUGCUUCUCCCGCAGAGAUCAUCGACGAGUACAUCAAGGAGAAUGGCUUCGGCCUGGAGGGGGCGCAGCCGGGCCCGGGCGAGGGGAUGCCGCGCCUGGUAUCUCGCGGGGCGGCCUCCCUGAGCACCGUCACCCUGGGCCCCGCGGCGCCGCCGGCCACACCGCCGCCCUGGGGCUGCCCCCUGGGCCGGCUGGUGCCCCCGGCUCCGGGCCCCGGACCGCGGCCGCAUCUGGUCAUCACCGAGCAGCCCAAGCAGCGCGGCAUGCGCUUCCGCUACGAGUGCGAGGGUCGCUCGGCCGGCAGCAUCCUCGGGGAGAGCAGCACCGAAGCCAGCAAGACGCUGCCCGCCAUCGAGCUCCGGGAUUGUGGAGGGCUGCGGGAGGUGGAGGUGACCGCGUGCCUGGUGUGGAAGGAUUGGCCUCACCGAGUUCACCCCCACAGCCUCGUGGGGAAAGACUGUACAGACGGCGUCUGCAGGGUGCGGCUCCGGCCUCACGUCAGCCCCCGGCACAGCUUUAACAACCUGGGCAUCCAGUGUGUGAGGAAGAAGGAGAUCGAGGCCGCCAUUGAGCGGAAGAUUCAGCUGGGCAUCGACCCCUACAACGCUGGGUCCCUGAAGAACCAUCAGGAGGUGGACAUGAAUGUUGUGAGGAUUUGCUUCCAGGCCUCAUAUAGGGACCAGCAAGGACAGAUGCGCCGGAUGGACCCUGUGCUCUCUGAGCCCGUCUAUGACAAGAAGUCCACAAACACGUCAGAGCUGCGGAUUUGCCGAAUCAACAAGGAGAGUGGGCCAUGCACGGGUGGCGAGGAGCUCUACCUGCUGUGCGACAAGGUGCAGAAAGAGGAUAUAUCGGUGGUGUUCAGCAGAGCCUCCUGGGAAGGCCGGGCUGACUUCUCCCAGGCUGAUGUGCACCGCCAGAUUGCUAUUGUGUUCAAGACACCACCCUACGAGGACCUGGAGAUCAUUGAACCUGUGACAGUGAACGUCUUCCUGCAGCGGCUUACUGAUGGGGUCUGCAGUGAGCCUCUGCCCUUCACCUACUUGCCUCGAGACCAUGACAGCUACGGUGUGGACAAGAAGCGGAAACGAGGGCUACCUGACGUCCUUGGGGAGCUGAAUAGCUCUGACCCCCACGGCAUUGAGAGCAAACGGCGGAGGAAAAAGCCGGCCUUCCUGGAUCACUUCCUGCCCAGCCACGGCUCAGGCCCGUUCCUCCCGCCAUCAGCGCUGCUGCCAGACACAGACUUCUUCCCGGGCACCGUAUCCCUCCCCGGCCUGGAGCCCCCCGGCGGACCGGACCUCCUGGACGACGGCUUUGCCUACGACCCCGCUGCCCCCACGCUUUUCACGAUGCUGGACAUGCUGCCCCCAGCGCCACCACUCACCGGCGCUAUCGCGGGCAACGCGGGUGCAGGGGCCGCGGUCGGGGAGCCCCCCGGCCCCGAGCCGCUGACGCUGGACUCGUACCAGGCCCCGGGCCCCGGGGACGGAGGCACUGCCAGCCUCGUGGGCAGCAACAUGUUCCCCAACCAGUACCGCGAGGCGGGCUUUGGGGGCGGCCUCCUGUCCCCGGGGCCCGAGGCCACGUAGCCCCCGCGGCGCUGGAGGAGAGGCGCUGGGUGGGGAGGGAGGGUGGAAGGGGCCUUGCGAACCCAACCAGGGUGUCCAGCACCCCUAUCCCCUUGGGCGGCCUUGGUCAGUCUUCCCGACGUCCUCAUCCUUCUGAAUCGGACAUACUCAGCGAAGGCGAGAAACUCCGUAGCAUCCGUUUCCCCCGAGCCCCCUUUCACAAAUGAGAAAACUGAGUCUGAGGAGGAAAAGGGGUUUGGCUCUGAAGCACUAGCUUGUGUAAGCCGCUGCCUCAGCCCCCACAAGCGGGGGCACCUUCUCCAGGCGGAUUCUGUUUUGUACGUAUGGGAGGAGGGUGCAGAUCGCCCGCCCUCCGUCCCCAGGCUUGAAGGUGGGGGGCGGGUUGUUUGUUUUGAGUCUUCCCAAUAAAGAUGAGUUUU
Molecule: messenger RNA, 7771 nt
Organism: Hippopotamus amphibius kiboko
Lineage: Eukaryota; Metazoa; Chordata; Mammalia; Artiodactyla; Hippopotamidae
Gene: RELB
Product: RELB proto-oncogene, NF-kB subunit
Exons: 12
Coding region: 5847-7352 (501 amino acids)
Biological process (GO): response to cytokine; canonical NF-kappaB signal transduction; regulation of transcription by RNA polymerase II
Cellular component (GO): cytoplasm
Molecular function (GO): RNA polymerase II cis-regulatory region sequence-specific DNA binding; DNA-binding transcription factor activity, RNA polymerase II-specific
Source: RefSeq, a predicted model, not a curated record